UCCUAGUUGGCGGCGGGCUUUGCGGCUUGUCAAGCGGCCCAUGAUCGCCCCGGAACCCGGGCUGGAGGAGGGGGGAGCUGCUGCAUGCAUGCGUCCAGCAGCGCAACCGUAGAACAACCUACACUAACCUGCUCAGUAAGUUAUAAAAUCCAGUCCGCCACACACCCGCCUUCCCUCUUUGUCUGCAUUUUCCCCUAAACACACCCGACACCCUUGACGUCAAAGCACAACUCGAAACCUGACUUCUUCAGGGAAGCACACCACAAACGUCAUAACAGCGAGCGACUCCACGACUUCCGCCCAUAUCCACAUAUCCAACUUCACCUUCAACUAUCGUCAAUUUGACCGCCUCGACUACGUAUCUUCUACAAUGGAGCAACAACUACCACGGGAGCUGCCGUUUCGCGCAGCACAGCAUGCGCAGGAUCAGCAACAGCCAUCGCCAGAACUAGGGCCCUCGCCGUCAGGUUCUUCGACAGGCAGCAGCACCCGCUCGCGCAAGUCGAAUCUUUCCCUCGACCUGACCAACCUCCCGCCGCUUAUCAAGCCUACGCCUCCUUGCAACACUCUGAUCUUCACCAACCUCCAAUCCCGCGACAUCUUCGCCCCGGACAACCUCCAGCAGAUCCGCGACCUCAUUUCGCAAACUGCGCGCAUUCACGCCUUUUCCCCGCUGAAAUCCCUCAGCCGCAUCAUUGUCUCGUUCUACAGCGACGAGGACGCCAUCGCGGUGCGCCAGAUCUGGGAUGGCGAAGCUAUAAUGGGCGAGCGCUGCCGCGUCUACUUUGGCCAGCCGACCCCGCUCACGACGCAACCGCACAACCUCGCGCUGCCGGAUGCGGGCAAGCUCUUCUUCAUCUCGCCGCCGCCGAGCCCGCCGCACGGCUGGGAACAAAGGAUGGAGGACGCGCCAAACAAGAUGGUACACGCUGAGGAUCUGGCCGAGGCCCUGGCGAAGCUGAGGCAUCACAACGCGGACCCUGCGGGCGGCAACGCGGCAUCGCCCGUGUCGCCGGCCGAGAGCGGGAGGGGCCCCCAGCGGAGCCGCAGCUCGACGCUGGUGUUUCAGCCGAACCCGGAGAACGGCGCGAGCCCGGACCUGCCUUGUGUCGUUAUCCAUGACAUGACGGACGAGCCCGAGGAUAUCAGCCCGAUCGCGCCCUCGGCACCAAAGCCCAUCAUGGUGCAUACCGCCCGGCCGCCGAUCGAGUUGAUGCAUGAUGCUUGAGCACUGGGGUCUUUAACCGAGAACAACCCCCUCUUUUGUCUUCUUUUCUCUCUUCUGAAUCUUUAAAACCCCACUACUGCUACAGUUGGGAAAUCACAUUAGCCAUUGGCGUUGGGGACCGUGGGAAUGGGUGGUCGGCGUUGGGAUCUCAGGAUGUGCGAUGGGGAGAGGUGCCGCAGACAAAUGCAUGUUACGGUAUUCUGACA
Thermothelomyces thermophilus ATCC 42464 is the source of this 1434-nucleotide messenger RNA. RefSeq lists its product as uncharacterized. The record is from RefSeq and is a predicted model, not a curated record. The transcript has a single exon. Bases 371 to 1228 code for a protein of 285 amino acids. Gene Ontology annotation, molecular function: calcium-dependent protein serine/threonine phosphatase regulator activity; nucleic acid binding. Lineage: Eukaryota; Fungi; Ascomycota; Sordariomycetes; Sordariales; Chaetomiaceae. Gene Ontology annotation, biological process: calcium-mediated signaling. Gene Ontology annotation, cellular component: nucleus; cytoplasm.